UCAAAUAAAAAAAUAUUUUAUUAAUGUAAACUUAUAUGUUUUGUUAAACGAUCAAUUUGGAAGCAGCAACGAGUCCAGAAAAAUCCAAAUUUAUAGUUGAUUGAAAAAGAUUUUUUCCUAUUUAUCGUUUUGCCAUGCUGCACAAGUAUCGUAAGAGGUUUUAUGGUAGUAUUACCUUUCCCGCUGAAGAUUUUGUAAAUGAAGUAAUUACUGGAGCUCUAAAUAAACUCGCGAGGGACAGACAUCGAUAUUUCAUGUACAAGCGUCCAUUUAUAAUACCAGAGAAGAGUAGUUCAUCGCUAGAAGAAAGCUGUGAGAAGGAUCAAUCUGAAAUGCAGAAUAUAGAUUUAUAUGGUGAACGGGUUCAAUGGGUUUCAAUUGAAGACUUUUCAUAUCUGAAGGCUGUGAGAAAUAUACGUGACUUUAUUGAUUUAUGGCAUUUACCACGUCAAAUAAAGUACUCACUUCUCAAUGAAAAUAGAUUUGAAGAUAUUGCUGAAUUGGGCUCAAAUUUCUUUGUAAAAGCAAUGUUCUCAGUACCAACAAAAAAGAAUCCAAAUCCGGUAACUGUUGCUUAUGUUAGGUUUCGUAUACAUGUAUCAGCGCAAAUGCCCAUGGAUUAUCCCAUAAUGGUUAGUUAUUUGUUUGAUGGCUUUAAAACAGUGUUCUAUGCACUUGGUGAGUAUCGAAUGCUUGGCUCAUUUCCAAAAUACUUUAUUUUGAAUAUAUUGAGACUUAAAUUUCAAUGGUAUGAUAAUGCUUUUAAAUGGCGAACUGCAGAAGAAAGAAGACUUGCUCUUAUAGAACCAGAAACCCCUGACGAUGAGAAUGCAGUGUCAACCGUUCCCACGUUUUCAUGCAGAAAGAUGUGCGAAAUUCAAGAGGACUUGAGCGACACAAGUUUAAAGUGCCGCUCAUCUCCACAAUCUAGUAAGCCAAAACCCAAACCUAUAAUUGGAAUUAAAAUUAUCAGAUUAGGUGUUUAAAUGAAGGCGUGUGUUUUAUAUUUUGAAAUGCUGUUUGCUUUAAUAAAAAGUAA
Molecule: messenger RNA, 1039 nt
Organism: Teleopsis dalmanni
Lineage: Eukaryota; Metazoa; Arthropoda; Insecta; Diptera; Diopsidae
Exons: 2
Coding region: 135-986 (283 amino acids)
Cellular component (GO): cAMP-dependent protein kinase complex
Molecular function (GO): protein kinase A regulatory subunit binding
Source: RefSeq, a predicted model, not a curated record